AUCACCUCUGAGACUUAAACCUUCAGACAGCCUUCAAUAUUCUCGGGCUGUUAUGUUCAGUCUCAUGUUUUCUCAUAAGGUUUGUGUCUUGACGCGUUUUGGCACAGUUGCGCUUAGCUGCUAUGAGCAGCCCAAUAACGUGAAGUUAACUCUUGAUCUACUGUGACUUUGAUGUAGACUUUCCGUGAUAAUUUCUAUCUACCAAUCGGUGCGGAAGAGAGGUGGAGUUUUAGGAUAACACGCGGACAAGUUGCUGGCGCGCACCACAAGCUUUGCGCGCAGAUCGGCAUCACGCCUCUAGUCCUAUGUGCAGGUGCUAUGGGGAACAUCGAAGUGAUAACGAACACCGACACGACAGAGGAUUUCUUUCAGGGGGUCACAGAAAACAAUUCAUUAAGUUUUGGAAGUCUGGAGGACAUCGACGUGUCUGCUGAUGGCAGUCUGCUACUGCGCUGCUUUAUCUCCUUUACCUACGCGGUGGUAUGUGCCGCGGGUUUGGUGGGCAACCUCUUUGUGCUCGUGUUUAUCCGGGCGAAACAAGCGCGCAGGAAAUCCGCAACCAAUGUCUUCGUGCUCCAUCUGGCCGUCACGGAUUUCCAAUUUGCGCUCACGCUGCCGUUCUGGGCUGCAGACGCAGCGCUGGACUUCAGCUGGCCGUUUGGCGACGUCAUGUGCAAACUCGUGCUCUCGGUCACGGUGAUGAACAUGUACGCAGGUGUGUUCUUUCUCACUGCCAUGAGCGUUGCGCGCUACAGGUGCAUGGUAUCUGCGCUCAAAGAGCGCGCCGGCGUGCGAAGCGCACGCUCCUCUGUCAAACUCGUAGCUGCUGUGUUGUGGUUGCUGGCCACUGCUGCCACUGCGCCUACGUCCAUUUUCUCCACGGUUAACGAGGUGGCCGGGGAAAAGCUCUGUCUUUUACGUUUUCCGUAUGGGCAGCGUUGGUUGGCUGUGUAUCACUUGCAGAAACUCCUGUUCGCCUUUGUGAUACCCAUGGCCAUUGUCUCCAUCAGCUAUCUGCUUCUGUUGAGGCUUGUGCGCCGUCGCAGUUUGAAGUCCAGAGCGCACGUCACCCGCUCGGUUGCCCUGGUGGUCUUGUCCUUCUUCCUCUGCUGGAUGCCCAAUCACGCCGUGACGCUGUGGGGAGUCCUAGUGAAGUUAAACGCCGCGCGAUGGAACAAGGCAUACUACGUGGCGCAUACCUACCUGUUCCCUCUCACUGUGUGUCUGGCUCACGCGAACAGCUGCUUAAACCCGGUUAUAUACUGUCUCACACGCAGAGAGUUCAGGCGGAAACUGAGACACUUUUUUCUCCGUGACUGAACACGCACACGCGUGACUGAGGAGCUGUUUGUUGCGCCUCCCGUACGCACCGAAGUGUGUUACUGUGUCGUGUCCCACAAGUGAUCGUAGCUCCGGAGACGAAGAAAAACGUGUUUUCCACAAGCUGCUUCAAUAUUUUGUGCGUAAUGACGUUUAAAAUGUUUGUUCUAAAAAACACUCUGAAAGCAGGACAAAUUCUAACCUUAAUCUCUAAGAGA
Molecule: messenger RNA, 1538 nt
Organism: Tachysurus vachellii
Lineage: Eukaryota; Metazoa; Chordata; Actinopteri; Siluriformes; Bagridae
Gene: rxfp3.3a1
Product: relaxin family peptide receptor 3.3a1
Exons: 1
Coding region: 319-1320 (333 amino acids)
Biological process (GO): immune response; G protein-coupled receptor signaling pathway
Cellular component (GO): membrane
Molecular function (GO): G protein-coupled receptor activity
Source: RefSeq, a predicted model, not a curated record